Messenger RNA from Thamnophis elegans (Western terrestrial garter snake), 6457 nucleotides. RefSeq names its product PR/SET domain 2 (gene PRDM2). The coding region runs from base 405 to 5216 and encodes 1603 amino acids. Gene Ontology annotation, cellular component: nucleus. Gene Ontology annotation, molecular function: protein binding; histone methyltransferase activity; DNA-binding transcription factor activity, RNA polymerase II-specific. The record is from RefSeq and is a predicted model, not a curated record. The transcript is spliced from 10 exons. Gene Ontology annotation, biological process: regulation of transcription by RNA polymerase II. Lineage: Eukaryota; Metazoa; Chordata; Lepidosauria; Squamata; Natricidae.
GUCGACGUCACUUCCGGGCCGCGGCGGCCAAGAUGGCGACCGCGGGGGCCGGCCGUUGCCGGGAGAACCGCGCAGGUUUUGUGUAAUCACAAGAGCUGCUUCCUAUUUCACUUCUCGGAGCACGUCAGGAUUCCAGAAUGAAUCAGGUGAGUUAAAAUUGCCCUUUGUUGACAACUUGUAAUGCCAGAACCCAACCGGACCUUCAGGAACAGUUGAGACUUUGGCCGAUGUCCCCCAGCACAUCCUCCAAGGGCUCCCGGAGGAAGUGAGGCUCCUCCCGUCCACUGUGGACAAGGCCCGGCUUGGUGGGUGUCUGGGCCACAAAGCCCAUUUUCAGAGGCAGGAAGUUUGGCCCCUUCGUUGGCGACAAGAAGAAAAGGUCCCAAGUCAAAAGCAAUGUGUACAUGUGGGAGGUCUACUACCCAAACUUGGGGUGGAUGUGUGUGGACGCCACGGACCCUGCGAAGGGGAACUGGUUGCGUUAUGUGAACUGGGCGCGUUCAGGAAAGGAGCAGAAUCUUUUCCCCUUAGAAAUCAAUCGGACCAUUUACUACAAAACAUUAAAGCCAAUUGAGCCCGGGGAUGAGCUCCUGGUCUGGUACAAUGGGGAGGAGAACCCGGAGAUAGCUGCUGCCCUGGAGGAAGAGAGGGCCAGCCACCACCGCAGCAAGAGGAACUCCCCCAAGGCCAAGAAAGCAAAGAAAAAGGCCCAGGAGGCUAAGAACAGAGGGAAGAAAGCCAGGGACAGGAAGCAGAAGCCUCCCCUGGAGGGUCUCAGCCCUUUCGACAUGAGGGAGACCAAGGAAGGCCAGAAGCCGGAGGAUGAAGCCCCAACGGUUUCCGUGGUGUUGCCCCUUGACCAGGCCGCCAUCAUCCAGGAGAUGGUGAAUCAGGACGUGCUCCCCAGCCUGCUCAUCUCCAGUGCAGCCUCCGAGUUGCCCACCACGCAUGAGGACCAGCCGGAAGCCCUCCUGUGUGGAUCAAAGGUUUUGGAAGAGGAUCCGGAGCGGCGGGAGGAGCGGGACGAGGAAGAAGAGCAGGAGCCCCUGGAGGAAGCGGGAGAGGAAGAAGACGAGGAAGAGCCUCAGGAGGAGGAAGAGGAGGACGAGGAGAGCUUGUCGAAAGACCAUCCAGACGUGGAAUCGGGAUCGGGAUGUGGGGACCGGCUGGUGGAAUCUGUGGAGGAGCAGAGCAGCCUCUCCGAGGACUCCCCCGAAAGCUCCCCCAAGAAGAAGCCCUCAGGGAAAUAUCCCAAGGCCAGAGGGGAGCCCAGCACCCAGGGGGGGGCGCCCAUGUUUCCCUGCCAACACUGCGAAAGGAAGUUCACCACCAAGCAGGGCCUGGAGCGCCACGUACAUAUCCACAUUUCAGCCAUCAGCCACGCCUUCAAGUGCCGCUACUGUGGCAAGGCCUUCGGCACGCAGAUCAACCGUCGGCGUCAUGAACGGCGCCAUGAGGCCGGGCCCAAACGGAAGCUGCUCUCGCCCUUGGCCUCUGCCCAGCUGCCCGGGGCCAGCACCCUGGUUGCCGAAGGGGGUGUCCCGAAUGAAGCCAAGGCCAGGCAGGAGGGCCCUGCCCCGGAGGCCGAGGGAGCCGCUUCCAAAACACCGCCUUUGGAGGAGAGCAAGGAGCCCAAGGAAUCGCACCCGUGCCAGUACUGCAGGAAGGUUUUCGGCACCCACACCAACAUGCGUAGGCACCAGCGGAGGGUCCACGAGCGGCACCUCAUCCCCAAAGGGGUCAGGAGAAAACCGGAGGAGCCCCAGGCUUCUGUGGGCCCGGCCCAGCACGCCCCCAGCACAUACCUGGCCAGCACAGACCUGGAGGAGGAGGAGGAGGAGGAGGAGGGAGAGGCUGACGACGUCAUGGACGUCUCCAGCAACAUCUCGGAGAAUCUCAACUACUACAUCGACGGCAAGAUCCCGUCCAAUAGCAGCACCAGCAACUGCGAGGUGAUUGAGAUGGAGCCUGGCGCCACUGAGGUCUUCGGCAUCAACUGCCUGCUGAAUCCCGUGACGGUGGAGAUCUCCCCCAACAUCAAGGCGGUGCCGGUGCAUCUGGUGGAGGAGUCGAAGGAGUCCCCUGUGGGCGGGACCCCCGAGGCCAAAAAGAGGAGAACAGCGAGCCCCCCGCUGCUGGCCAAGGUGAAGACGGAAACGGAUCCGGAGCCCAUCACCUCGCUGUGUUCUUUGACCAUUCCCCUCACCAUCUCGACCGUGGAGAGCCUGCCCUUCCCCAGAGAGAAAAGCCUCUAUUUAUCCUCCAAGCUGAAGCAGCUCCUUCAGACGCAGGAGAACAGUAAGGUGGCCCCCUCUCCCCCGUUGCCGGUGGGGGAGAUCCCAAAGCUGGGGCUCCCCGCGGCCUCCUCCCCUCUCCUCCCGGCCAGCUCCAGCAGGUUCAAGCGGCGUACCAGCUCCCCGCAGCACAGUCCGGGCCUUCGGGAGCCUGGGAAAGCUGGUGAGGGCAAGGCCACUUGGACCGAGGUGGCCCUGAGUGCGAAGCCUCCCAAGCUGGAGAGACGGAGCAACUCCCCCGCGUGGAGCCUGUCCGGGAGGGAGGAGAGGGAGGCGCCGAAUCCAGAGGAAUACAAGGCCUCCAGGGAGUGGGCGCCAAGCCCCCCCUUUGGCAACGUCUGCAACCAGCAGCCCUUGGACCUCUCCAGCAGCGUGAAGCAGCGGUCGAGCGGGAAGAACCGGGCCCAGGCGCCCUGGGAGUCCGUGCUCGAUCUCAGCGUGCACAAGAAGCCGUGCGGCGAUGGAGAGGGCAAGGAGGCGGCUCCGCCAGCAGGGGGCGCCGUCAAGAAGAAGCCCACCACCUCCAUGUUGCAGAAGGUCCUGCUCAACGAAUACAACGGGACGGGCCUGGGGCCUGAAACCCCCCUCUCCCCAGGCACGAGCCCAAGGCCGAAUGCCUGCAAAGUAGUCGAAGCCCCAGAGCCUCAGCAGGGCCCGGCUCCCUCAGCCCCAGGAGCAGAGUUGGGCUGCUGUGGCCCCACCACCACUGAGGUGUCUUUGCCGCCCCCCUCGACUUCCCCGGCCCCAUCGGCCUCUCCCUCCCAUCCUCCCUGUCCUCCCAUGCUCCAGGCCCCCACGCCUCCCCCUCCUCUCCUUCCCACUAUCCCUUCGCCCCUCCCGGAAGACCCCGGCAGCAGUAACCCCCCGAGCUCCUGCCCCUCUCCCCUGUCCAAUGCCACGGCUCACUCCCCAUUGCCCAUACUUUCCCCCACUGUCUCGGCCUCCCCUCUUCAUUCUGUAGAGCCUCUCGGCUGCGCUUCACCCGGGCCCCCCACUCUCUCUUCGUCCUCCCCCUCCUCUUCCUCCUCCCCCUCCUCCUCUUUCUCUUCCUCUUCUGCAUCACCGUCCUCCUCCCCUUCCCCGCCUCCCCUCUCAGUGGCCUCUUCCAUCUUCUCUCCUGGCGACCAGCUGGAGAAUUCAGCCCCCCUGGUGACUUUCAAGCAAGAAGAGGGAGAGGCCGAGGGUCAGAGGCCGAGGGAGGACCCCCACCCGUCCAGUGCGGCAGAGGCCCUCCAGGAAACCUUCAGCAAGAGCUUUGUGUGCAACGUCUGCCAGGCCCCCUUCCUCGCCAUCAAGGACCUCACCCGGCACCUGUCCGUUCACGCCACGGAGUGGCCCCUCAAGUGCGAGUUCUGCGUCCAGCUCUUCAGGGAGAAGGCGGCCUUGUCGGAGCACCGGUUUCUGCUCCACGGGGUGGGCAGCAUCUUCGCCUGCUCCGUCUGCAAGAAGGAAUUUGCUUUUCUGUGCAACCUGCAGCAGCACCAGCGAGACCUGCACCCCGACAAAGAAUGCGGCCACCAGCAGUUUGAGAGCGGGACUCUGCGCCUGCAGAACUUCACCGACCCCAGCAAAGCCAGCGCGGAGCAGAUGCAGAGCCUGCCCAGCGCGGCCCCCCUGCUGCAGCCCUCCAAGGAGGAGGAGGAGGAGGAGCUGAACGACUCCUCCGAAGAGCUCUACACCACCAUCAAAAUCAUGGCCUCCGGGGUCAAGCAGAAGGACCCUGACGUCCGCAUGGGCCUCAACCAGCACUACCCCAGCUUCAAGCCACCCCCGUUCCAGUACCACCACCGGAACCCCAACGGCAUUGGGGCCACGGCCACCAACUUCACCACCCACAACAUCCCCCAGACCUUCUCCACCGCCAUCCGCUGCACCAAGUGCGGGAAGAGCGUGGACAACAUGCCCGAGCUGCACAAGCACAUCUUGGCGUGCGCCUCUGCCAGCGACAAGAAGCGGUACACGCCAAAAAAGAACCCCGUGCCCCUGAAGCAGGCUGUCCGCCCUAAAAACGGGGUGGUUCUGCCCGGCCCAGCCGGCAACGCCUUCCGCCGUGUAGGCCAGCCGAAGAAGCUGGAGUUCGGCGUGGAGGCCAGCCGGGCGGCCUCCAACAAGCUGAAGCUGAGCGCCCUGAAGAAGAAGCGGCAGCUGGUGCAGAAGGCCAUCCUGCAGAAGAAGAGGUCCCAGCAGCAGCAGCAGCAGCAGCGGGCAGAGCUCAGGACUGGCAGCGCGGAGCCCAGCGCCCACGUCUGCCCGUACUGCAGCCGGGAGUUCACCUACAUCGGCAGCCUGAACAAGCACGCCUCCUACAGCUGCCCCAAGAAGCCCCCUUCCUCCUCCUCCUCCUCCAAGAAGAAGAAGAAGAAGGAGGCCAAGAAGAAGGCGGGGGGGUCUUCUCCUGGCAGCGGCAAGAGCGCUGUCAACCCUCGGCGACGAACGGCCGACGCCGAGAUCAAAAUGCAGGGCUCUGCCACUCAGCUGGGCAAGACUCGUGCCCGCACCUCAGGGCCCACGGCCGCCCAGCUGCCCUCGGCCUCUUUCAAACUGAAGCAGGGCGUCAAGUUCCCCAAAAAGGGCCCCCCUCCCCCGCCCGCCUCCAGAAGCGUGGGCCCGGUGAGAGUGGGCAAGGCGGCCCCGCCAGAGGGGAAGCGCAGCAAGGCGGCCGCCAAGAGUGGGGGGGGCCCACCUGGAUUGGUGGGCAAGGCCUCACGCAAGCUGCACAUCCGCAUCCAGCGGGGCAAGGCAGCCCUGGCCGGCCAGAGGAAGGCCGCCGACCGGUUCAGUGCCAAGUCACGGGAGAGGGUGGGAGGCCCCGUCACCCGGAGCCUGCAGCAGCAGCAGGCCAGCUCGGUGGAGGCCACAGAGGCCGGAAGGGAGGAGAGCAGCGCCCGGGCGGAGCUGAAGGACUCCAGGAGCCUCCCCUGAGGGGACCCCCGCAGCCCAACCCUCCAAGCGUCUGCAGGAGAUUUUCCCGUUCAGGGGCUCGGCCCGCCUGACGUCCGGCACAGCAGCAGCAGGAGGCGGAGGAGGCGGACAGCGGAGGCUCCACCCUCCCACCAGGCAGAGCCAAGGAUGCAGCGGGCAGUUGCCGGCUUCGGCUGCGCCCCACCCCCACCCCCCAGCUAAGCCGGGCGAUUCUUAGCCGCAGGGACAAGACCCUCCCUCGGAAGGCGGCUGCCCCUCUCCUGCCCUGGCAGCCCUGCCUGGGUUUUUGCAAAGGACUCCGAGGUCACAUUCCUGGGGAGCAAACGCCACCUUUGGACUUCUCACUUGGGCUUUCACCUGGCGCACUAAGGAGGGAAGCCGAUGAAAGACUCAGACCGGGAAGGGGGGGGGGCUUGUGCCAAACGUGCUGGGAGCAACGCCCGUCCGAAGGCCCUGGGGCGAGCGUAUCAGGGAUGGCAAAGGGUUCGCAUGACACCCAAAACGGGUGGGCGAAGGCCUCGGUGUCAGGCCGGCUGGUAGGAAAGGACCACCGGGGCCUCCCGUCUCCUCAGCCUCCCCACCGCCUCUUCCCUGCUGGCUCUGCUCCCGGCCGCUGCUUUUCGCUCCUUGGGCGGGGGGGGGGGAGCAGGAGGGACGCUGGUGGGCGAAGCGUUUCCCUGUCCAGAUUCCCUUGGGCUGGAUGAGAGACUUUGGGGUUUGGUGGUGGAUGACCAGCUCCCCGCAGAAGACGGUGCAGCCCCCAGGAGAGGCCGUCCAUCUGGGGGAGGGGGGAUGGCAGCAGAGUGGGCAAGAGCCCCUUCCUUUCCCCUCCUUGUAAAGCAGAACUGAAUCUCUUCCCCCCCCCCUUUAUUAUUAUUAUUAUUAUUAUUUCUGGAGAGGCGGUUUCCCCCCCCACCCUUGCCUGCGUUUCUUUCCCUUUGGGUGAAGAGCAGUUGCUUCCUUUGAGUUUGCUCCCCCCCACCCCACCCCCCCACUUCUGAAAGUUCUUUGUCCUUGACGUAAAAAUGGAAAGCGAUCUACCUCUUAAAAUCUGAAGUUCUGAUACUGGUUUGGCGACUUCCUGCCACUUGAACCACCUCUCGCUAUCAUUCCCUUCUGUCUUUCGGUUGCGUCUCUUCUUCCGGUCCACGGGGGACACCCACCACCCCCAACAGUUGUACAAAGCAUUCGUAGCAAGUUUGGAAAGCGGGGCGGGGGGGGAAAUAAAAUAUUUAAAAUUA